Molecule: messenger RNA, 1554 nt
Organism: Hevea brasiliensis (rubber tree)
Lineage: Eukaryota; Viridiplantae; Streptophyta; Magnoliopsida; Malpighiales; Euphorbiaceae
Product: UDP-glycosyltransferase 708G1
Exons: 1
Coding region: 1-1389 (462 amino acids)
Molecular function (GO): UDP-glycosyltransferase activity
Source: RefSeq, a predicted model, not a curated record
AUGUUAAGUUCCAGUGACCAGAAACUUGCUCACAUAGCUCUCCUCCCAAGUGCAGGCAUGGGUCAUCUCACACCCUUCUUUAGGCUUGCUGCUUUACUCGCAGGCAAUAAUAUCAAAGUAACAUUCAUCACUCCUAGUCCAACAGUCUCCUUGGCUGAGUCACAGACCUUAUUUCGCUUCUUCGCUUCCUUUCCGGAAAUCAAUCAAAAGCAGUUUCAUCUCCUUCCUCUUGACAAGCAUCCCUCCAACUCAGAAGACCCUUUCUAUUACCAUAUGGAACGAAUUUGUCAAUCCUCUCACCUUCUUUCUUCCCUGCUUUCUUCACUAUCUCCACCUCUCUCUGCUCUUAUCACAGACAUGAGCUUGGCCUCUCCUGCUAUUUCAAUCACUCAAGCUCUUAAUCUUCCUAAUUAUGUUUUCUUCACAUCAUCUGCUAAAAUGUCAACACUCUUUAUGUCCUUCCAUGCCUUGAUCGAUUCAGAAGCCACAACUGAUUUAGAUGAGAUUGAAGCCAUCAAAAUUCCUGGACUAGAAGCGAUACCCAGAUCAUGGAUUCCCCCGCCACUUUUACAGAACACGAAUAAUCUCCUUAAAACCUAUUUCUUGGAGAAUGGCAAGAAAAUGGCAGAAUCAAGUGGGAUUCUUGUCAAUACAUUUGAGAGUAUUGAGCACGAACCACUCAGAAAGCUAAAUGAAGGAAAAGUAAUAGAAGGGUUGCCACCAGUUAUUGCCAUUGGACCACUUGCACCUUGUGAAUUUGAAAAGAUCCAACCAUUACCAUGGCUUGAUGAACAACCGGCGGGGUCUGUGGUGUAUGUCAGCUUUGGUAGUAGGACUGCUAUGUCAAGAGAGCAACUCAAAGAGUUGGGUGAAGGGCUGGCAAUUAGUGGUCAUAGGUUUCUGUGGAUGGUAAAGGAUAAGAAAGUUGAUCGAGAGGAUGAAGAAGACUUAGGUCAGGUAAUUGGAAGUGGGUUAAUGGAGAAGUUGAAGGAAAAAGGGUUGGUGGUGAAGUACUGGCUAAACCAAGAGGCGAUACUAAGCCACCCAGCAGUUGGUGGAUUUUUGAGUCAUUGUGGUUGGAAUUCAAUAACAGAGGCUAUAUGGAAUGGAGUGCGCAUAUUAGCAUGGCCCCAACAUGGAGACCAGAAAAUCAAUGCUGAUAUUGCGGAGAAAAUUGGAUUAGGGACUUGGGAGAAGAGUUGGGGAUGGGGUGAAGAGACGGCAGUGAACGGAACAGAUAUUGCAGAAAAAAUUAAGGAGAUGAUGGGUAAUGAAUUGUUGAGACAUCAAGCAAUGCACAUCAGAGAAGAGGCUAGGACAGCUGUGGAAAUUGGAGGCAGCUCAAGGAUGGGGCCGAUGGAACUCAUCGAGACAUGGAAGAAGACCUGAAUUCGCAACUUCGUGUUUUCCACUUUAUUUUUUUUCAAACAUAGUAUUUUCUGUUUUUUUACCUUCAUAAAACGGAGCGUUUAUGGAUUAUUUUGAUUUUCUUUUCAAGUAAUUGCAGAAGUGGCCCUUUUUCUUCUUAAAUAAAAUGCCACGACAUCGUAUUUA